Messenger RNA from Asparagus officinalis (garden asparagus), 750 nucleotides. RefSeq names its product 17.0 kDa class II heat shock protein-like. Gene Ontology annotation, biological process: protein folding; protein complex oligomerization; response to hydrogen peroxide. The transcript has a single exon. Bases 99 to 581 code for a protein of 160 amino acids. The record is from RefSeq and is a predicted model, not a curated record. Lineage: Eukaryota; Viridiplantae; Streptophyta; Magnoliopsida; Asparagales; Asparagaceae.
AAACCCCUCAGCCCCGCUCCUCCUUCCCACCGACAUCUGAAACAAAUAACCCCCGAAAAAGAUCCAGCGGCUCUCAAUUCAACAAACCCUUUCCACCAAUGGACGUCCGAAUGUUCGGCUUCGAGAACCCCCUCCUCUCGACCCUCCACCACCUCGUCGGCGACAUCCCCGACGAGGCCGAGAAAUCCCGCACCACCCCGACCGGGACCUACGUGCGCGACGCCCGUGCGAUGGCGUCCACCCCGGCCGACGUCAAGGAGCUGCCCACCGCGUACACCUUCGUGGUCGACAUGCCCGGCGUCAGCUCGGGGGAGAUCAAGGUGCAGAUCGAGGACGACAACGUGCUGGUCAUAAGCGGGGAGAGGAGGAGGGGGGAGGAGCAGGGGGAGAGGGAGGAAGGCAGGUACCUGCGGAUGGAGAGGAGGAUGGGGAAGUUCAUGAGGAAGUUCUCGCUGCCGGAGAACGCUGACCUCGAUAAGGUUACAGCGGAGUGCAGGGACGGGGUGCUGACCGUGACGGUGAUGAAGAAGCCGCCGCCGGAGCCCAAGAAGCCCAAGACCGUCCAAGUCAAGGUCGCCUGAGCCUGAAGUUUAGUUUGUGUUCUUUUCCAUGUUUUGUUAUGUGUUCUGUUGCUAAUGUUUGAAUGUCACUCGGUGUGAGCAGUUCGAUGUGCUAAUGUGCUGUUAAAUGCCAUCGUUUUGUAUGCGAAUAAAGUAAUGCCUUGUGUCUGAUGAGCAUCUGUGGGUAUUA